Molecule: messenger RNA, 1026 nt
Organism: Suillus subalutaceus
Lineage: Eukaryota; Fungi; Basidiomycota; Agaricomycetes; Boletales; Suillaceae
Exons: 4
Source: RefSeq, a predicted model, not a curated record
GACUGGAAGCCCAUGGAGCAGAGUGGAAUGCCUAUGCUGGAGAAGAGUUUGUCAAGUACUUAUGCGACAUGGGUGAUACCAGAUGUUGACCUGAAUAAUGAUGAUGACGAUAGCAGGAAGAAAGGCGGAAAGAAGGACGAAUAUCCUUUAGAGGUGGAUAGCUAUGGGCUGCCGGUCAUACCAGAUGUGAAAGGCUUAACCUUGAGAGUAAAAAGUGUCUUAUCAGGAUGUUCCUCACAAAACACUACAAUUCAGUUGGCUGAUGCUGACCGGCUGUUAGAGUUGUGGUGUCAAAGACAGAAGGGCCAUGUUCGCCCAACCUUUGAAUUUAAAGGCUGGGAAGGCGACGAUAAGACGAUGAGAGAAUCGGCAGAGGUGAUUUCCGGAAACGGUUCUGACACGAGACCCAAGGAUCCAGUGAAAAAGUCUACCAGAAAGCGCACUGGGAGGGUGGAACAGGUGUCAAGUAGUGAAGACGAGGACAAGGAUGAUGAAGAUGAAGAGAAGGACGACAACAACAACGACAACGAAGAGAAGGACGAUGACGAUGAUGAUGAGAAGGACGACGACGACGACGACGACGGCACAUCGCCACCUCCAAAGUUGACACCUGCCACAAAUCACAUACCGGUCAAGAAAUCCAGGCCGGUCAACAUGCGCAGCAGGGCUAGUCCGGCUCCAUCUGCUGCAGAGCAUGAAGAUCCCCACCCACUGGUCAAUAAAUCCGUGCCGGUUCCUUUGCCACCUAAAUUAAAACUAACUAAAAAGUGCAGUAGGGUUGAUCACAUUCAAUCUGAUUUAGAGUCGGACAGUCGGCCUCCAAGAAAGAAAUCCCAGCCAAACAACGCCAGUACCGGUUCUGCGCAAUCAACCGGUGCUCAUGACAACGAUCCUCCUCCUUCAAACAGUCGAGCAUUUGGUCCUACAUCUGGUAUCCAUGCCAAGAAGAAAAACCACAAAACACCGGUGCCCAAACCAACACCCGCUUGCCCCAAGGACCACCGGCAAGAAAGCCCAAGGACAUGA